Molecule: messenger RNA, 1255 nt
Organism: Cynara cardunculus var. scolymus (artichoke)
Lineage: Eukaryota; Viridiplantae; Streptophyta; Magnoliopsida; Asterales; Asteraceae
Product: adenylate isopentenyltransferase 3, chloroplastic-like
Exons: 1
Coding region: 1-1014 (337 amino acids)
Biological process (GO): tRNA modification; cytokinin biosynthetic process
Cellular component (GO): mitochondrion
Molecular function (GO): tRNA dimethylallyltransferase activity
Source: RefSeq, a predicted model, not a curated record
AUGACGAUGAUGAUCUGCAAACAACAUCAGCCAUCUUCAUUGCAAAUACCCAUCCACUUAUCCUUGCUCCGCCGCCGCCCACUGAAAGAAAAAGUCGUCGUCGUCAUGGGCGCCACCGGCACCGGAAAAUCACGGCUCUCUAUCGACCUCGCCACCCACCAUCCCGCCGAGAUUAUAAACUCAGAUAAAAUGCAAGUCUACGAAGGUCUAGAUAUCGUCACCAACAAAAUAACCGAAGAAGAAUGCGAUGGCGUCCCUCACCACCUCAUCGGAAUCGUGGAUCCCGACGCCGAUUUCACAUCCUCAGACUUCGCCAGCACCUCAUCACUCGCCGUGAAAUCCAUCGUCGGAAAAGGGAAACUCCCGAUUAUCGCCGGAGGAUCGAAUUCGUUCAUUGAAGCAUUGGUUGAUGAUCGGAAUUAUGAGUUCCGGUCGAGAUACGACGUUUGUUUCUUGUGGGUUGACGUCGCAAUGCCGGUGCUCCACCGGUUCGUUUCCGAUCGGGUCAACCGGAUGGUGGCCGCCGGAAUGGUGAAUGAAGUUAGAAAGAAAUAUAACCCAAAUUCCGAUUACUCAAAAGGAAUUCGACGAGCCAUCGGCGUGCCGGAAUUUGACUCGUUUUUCCGGUGGGAAUACUCGGCUUCUAACGCCGACGAAAAAACUCGCGCCAAAUUAUUAGAAUCCGCCAUUAAUGAAACAAAGAUCAACACAUGCAAACUCGCAUGCCAACAAUUAAGAAAAAUCCAUCGGCUAAGAAACACUAAAGGCUGGAAAAUCCAUCGGCUUGACGCCACCAAAGUCUUCCAACAAAACGGCAAAGAAGCCGAUGAAGCUUGGUCGGAGCUGGUAGCCGGACCUGGAUCAGCCAUCGUCUCUCAAUUCAUCCACAACUUAGACCAUUCCAGAAUUUUCACCACCACCACCAACACCACCACCACCGGCCCGUCUGACGGCGGCAGCAGGACAGUCAGAGAAGUUGAAAGGAGAACAGCGAUGGCAGCCGCGGCUCGCUGAGCCGAUAGAGAAAAAAUUAUUCCAUAACCAAUUUGCACAAAAUUAAAUUAUUUUUUUUGAGAGGUUUGGUUUUUUUUGGCCAAAUCUAUGGUUGAUACAUGUUGUACCGUACAAUAUGGUUAUGCAUGUGUUUUGGAGGGGUCUGAAAUGACUAAAAUGCCCUCCUGUAUAAAAGGGUAUAGGAAUAAUAAUAAUUGGCUUUAAACAAUUGUAUAUGACAGUGUAUGUAUGAUCUGUAAAA